Melospiza georgiana is the source of this 1225-nucleotide messenger RNA. RefSeq names its product GINS complex subunit 1 (gene GINS1). Gene Ontology annotation, biological process: DNA replication; DNA strand elongation involved in mitotic DNA replication. Bases 4 to 675 code for a protein of 223 amino acids. The record is from RefSeq and is a predicted model, not a curated record. NCBI's taxonomy places the organism in Eukaryota, Metazoa, Chordata, Aves, Passeriformes, Passerellidae. The transcript has 6 exons. Gene Ontology annotation, cellular component: GINS complex.
GCGAUGGCGGCGGAGCGGGGCAUGGAGCUGGUGCGGGAGCUGCACCGCGCCGCCGGCGGGCACCUCCCGCCCUUCCGGACGGAGGAGCUGCGGCAGGCGCUGGAGGAGAUGCGGGCGCUGUACGAGCGGAACCAGGCGGAUGUGUCCGAAGCGAAGGCGGGACGGACGGACCUGAUUUUCCUCAUCCGGUUCCGGCACUGCUGCCUGCUCCGGAACCAGCGCUGCCUCCUGGCAUACCUGUAUGACCGGCUGCUACGGAUCCGAGCACUGAGGUGGGAGUAUGGCAGCGUUCUGCCCAACACCAUCCAGUUCCACAUGUCAGCUGAGGAAGUGGAGUGGUUCAAUCGGUACAAAAAGUCUCUGGCUACCUACAUGAGGUCAGUAGGAGGAGAGGAGGGGCUGGACCUCACACAGGACAUCAAACCUCCUAAAAGCCUGUACAUUGAAGUGAGGUGUUUAAGAGACCAUGGGGAGUUUGAGAUUGAUGAUGGCACUACCAUCCUGUUGAAGAAGAACAGCCAGGUACCUGUGGCAGGAGUGUGGUCUGUUCUCUUCCUUCCCUUUCACUCCCAUGACAUCCCCCUGGCCUUGCAGCAUGUCCCAAUCCCUGCACACACAGCUCCUUGUGCUGUCUGCAUGGUCCAGAGUGCAGCUCUGCCCGAUCUGGUACCAUGAGGCACUGGAUGUACAGCACAACAAACAGAGCUGGUUGUGUGCAGCAACAAAUCCAUGGAGGCUUUUUCUGUGUUUCUGUGCAGCACUUUUUACCCCGCUGGAAAUGUGAGCAGCUGAUCAGACAAGGAAUCCUGGAGCACGUUCUGUCCUGAGUGUGCAGGACAGGAGGGACAGCUCUUGGUGACCUGCCCACGAUGGGGACUGAGCUCUGGUGUGUGCAGGACUUCAGAGACCUCAGUAUUUACACCACCCAUCCCCUCCUCUGCAGUGGCACCCUGCCACUCCUCCUAACAGCCUUUGAUGCCUUAAAACCACAGCUCUUCAUGAGCAAAGGGUGCAUGCUGGUAAUACAGCAAUCCUGGGAAUCCAGGAUAGUGGGGGGACAUAAUCCAAGCCCCACAGCUACACCCAGGGUUUGUGAAUGCAUUUUUGUUUGGAGUAGUUCUUUGUUCACACUGUGCAUGUAAGACACCAGCUGGCUGGGCUCUAGAAGCCAGGAAAACUCCUUGGUUGCAAAAUAAAGAAUUUCUUCGGUCUCUUGGGUUUUUAA